AUGUUGACAGCCCUGAUUAUCUGUGCCCUACUCACGGGGACUAACGCUGACAUCGAUAAUGUGUUGAGGGGCGUGAGGAGACAAAAAUACUUGGAAUAUGUCCUAGUAGAUUUGGUAAACGGCAUAGAGCGCUACAAAGAUAUCACGUGUGUAGCCGUUAUUUGCGACUCCGUAUACUUGAACGUGUUCGAGGGAGAAUUCUUUAAGAAAACGUUUACCGUCCCAUUUGUCAUAAUCGUUGUAGCUGAGAAUGAAGACCUCUUAUCGCCGAACUUUUACACUUUAGAAACGUUGCGACAAGCGAAGAAAGACGGAUGUAGCGCUUAUAUAAUAAUUCUUGCGAAUGGAAUACAAGCUUCCAGAUUACUAAUAUUUGGCGAUCGGUACAGACUUUUGAACAGCAGGGCGAGGUAUGUAAUGCUGCACGACGUCAGGUUGUUCAAAAGCAAAUUGCAUUAUCUGUGGAAGCGCAUAGUGAACGUCGCCUUUCUGAGGCAUAACGAGAAAGACCGCGAAAAUGUAACUUGGUUUGACAUCUCGACUGUUCCCUUUCCCAACCCAAUCGGGGAUGUGCUGAUAACGCGUAGGAUCGAUGUGUGGCGGAAAGGGAAAUUCUAUUACAACAGGGAAGUAUUUGCGGAUAAAACAAAAAGUCUGAAUGGAAAAACACUGAAUGUCGUGUACUUGGAUCAUGUUCCGUCGGUGGUGGUGACUAACUCGAACGACUCGACAAAAGUCGGAGGCGUCGAAAUAGAGAUCCUGAACACAAUAGCCUCAAAAAUGAAUUUCAAACCAAAGCUGUACGAGCCAAUUAAUGCGAAAUUUGCUAAGUGGGGGGAGAAGCAACCAAAUGGCUCUUUUUCUGGCCUUCUAGGCGAAAUGGUUUCAGGGAAAGCUGAUAUUGCGUGCUGGACUUUCUUGACACCUGAAGCGAUGACGGACAACUCUUGGAAGACGCUGAUUUUGCCCUUUAAAAUUGAAAUAGCUAAUGCCAAUUCCAAACAAGGAGACCAGAAGAAAAAUAACUGGGAAACGAGAAUGGCCGGCUUGUAUUUGUUCGGCGAAAUAACGAACAGCAUUCUCUAUACGUACGGCAUGUUGCUAGUCGUGUCCCUGCCGCGGCUACCUUCCGGGUGGUCGAUUAGAUUGUUAACCGGUUGGUACUGGCUGUACUGCAUACUGCUAGUCGUGGCGUACAGGGCUAGUAUGACCGCGAUCCUGGCCAACCCAACGCCAAGGGUCACUAUAGACACUUUGAAAGAACUCACCGACAGCAAGAUCAAAUGCGGCGGCUGGGGUACCGAUACAAAGCGAUUCUUCGGGGAGUCGCUCGACGAUUUGGGCCUCAAAAUCGGCCAAAGAUUCGAGGUUGUCAGCGACCCCCAAGAGGCCGUUAGACGCGUCGCCCGCGGCGACCUCGCUUAUUACUACAACAGAGACUUCUUGAAGUAUCUUAGUGUAAAACGGCAAAGUGCUCACAAUACGAGCACAUACGAUACCACGAUUAACGGCACAGAGACGGCGUGCGCUGGAGUGGAGAGGAAUCUGCACAUCAUGUCGGAUUGCGUUGUCAACAUUCCGAUUUCGAUCGGCUUCCACAAGAACUCUCCGCUGAAACCCUUAGCCGAUGUUUACCUGAGGCGCGUCGUAGAAGUGGGUCUUGUUGAAAAAUGGCUGAAUGACGUCAUGUACCGUAUAAAGUCGUUAGAGAGGAAUGACGAGGAAACAAAGGCAUUGAUGAACUUGAAGAAAUUGCACGGGGCCUUCAUAGCAUUGGGUGUUGGCAUCAAAUGGUGGCAGCCCUACCAGAAGCUCAUAGCACAACACACCAAGACUCCAAAUAUCAACGGCAUAACUGUGUGGUUUCCCUUCUAUCAUCUCAGAAAUUUAAUAAUUCAUGAUUCAAGUUCUCAAGAACAAUUAACAAUGUCGGAUGAUGCUGAGCAGCAAGCUGAAGAAAUUGAAGUACUAAAGUCAAUUUAUGAAGGGGAUGAAAAUUUUAAGCAAAUAGAUGCUACUACCUAUCAAUACAAGUACAUAGAAGGUGAAAAGUCAUUUGUAUUAGAAAUAAAAUGGGGACCCUCAUAUCCAACUGAAAAACCCAAAUGUAACUUAGAAAUCUUUUACAAUCAACAUUUAUUACCAACUGUAAAGGAAAAAAUCCUGGCAAUACUGGACACUGAAGCGGAGCAAUGGGUUGGUUGCGCGAUGACGUACACGUUGUUCGAGUGCCUGAAGGAGAAGGUCGCCGAGAUAUUGACGGAGCAAGCCGCUGAGGCGGUGGUGGCCAGGGUGGAGAAGAUAACUGUCGACGAUCAGUCGGAGGCGGCCAGGAAGCCGGAGAAGAGGGAGCAGCUGACGAAGGCGCAGAAGAGGCGCGCGUGGGACCGCGCCGAGAUCGGCCGCGCCGGCGAGAAGCCCCGCGGCUGGGACUGGGUGGACAUCGUGAAGCACCUCUCGCAGGCGCCGCACCAGCCCGCCUCG
Messenger RNA from Iphiclides podalirius (scarce swallowtail), 2484 nucleotides. The record is from the annotation of a GenBank genome assembly. Lineage: Eukaryota; Metazoa; Arthropoda; Insecta; Lepidoptera; Papilionidae.